AUGUUGGGGGGGGGCGCGGGUCCCUCGAGAAGGUGCGCGCGAGUGGGCGACGCUUUUGGGGGGAGACGUUUGCGGGGGGGGGGCGGGUCCCCGGCAAAAGAUGCCCGCGAGCGGGCGACGUUUCAGGGGGAGACGUUUGCACGGGGCGUGCGGGCCCGGAGAAGGCGCGCGCGAGCGGGCGACGUUUUGGAAGGAGACGUUUGCGGGGGGCGCGGGUCUUCAGAGAAGGUGCGCGCGAGCGGGCGACGUUUCGGGGGGAGACGUUUGCAGGGGGCGCAAGGGUCCAGAGAAGGUGCGCGCGAGCGGGCGACGUUUCAGGGGGAGACGUUUGCAGGGGGCGCGGGUCCCCGGAGAAGGUGCGCGCGAGCGGGCGACGUCUCGGGGGGAGACAUUUGCAGGGGGCGUGGGGGUCCAGAGAAGGUGUGCGCGAGCGGGCGACGUUUCGGGGGGAGACGUUUGCGCGGAGCGCCGGUCCCCGGAGAAGGUGCGCGCGAGCGGACGACGUUUCGGGGGGAGACGUUUGCGGGGGCCGCGGGACCCCGGAGAAGGUGCGCGCGAGCGGACGACGUUUCAGGGGGAGACGUUUGCAAGGGCUGCGGGACCCUGGUCAAGGUGCGCGCGAGUGGGCGACGCUUCGGGGAGAGUCGUUUGCGGGGGGGGGCGGGUCCCGGGCAAAAAAUGCGCGCGAGCGGGCGACGUUUCUGGGGGAGACGUUUGCGGGGCUCGCGCAUGUCCGCAGAAGGUGCGCGCGAGCGGGUGACGUUUCGUGGGGAGACGUUUGCGGGGCUCGCACGGGUCCGGAGAAGGUGCGCGCGAGCGGGCGACGUUUCGGGGGGAGACGUUUGCGUGGGGCGCGGGUCCCCGCCGAAGGUGCGCGCGAGCGGGCGAGGUCUCGGGGGGAGACGUUUGAAGGGGGCGCGGGGGUCCAGAGAAGGUGCGCGCGAGCGGGCAACGUUUCGGGGGGGAGACGUUCGCGGGGAACGCCAGUCCCCGGAGAAGGUGCGCGCGAGCGGACGACCUUUCAGAGGGAGACGUUUGCGGGGGGCGCGGGUCCCCGAAGAAGGUGCGCGCGAGCGGGCGACGUUUCAAGGGGAGACGUUUGCGGGGGGCGCGGGUCCCCGGAGAAGGUGCGCGCGAGCGGGCGACGUUUCGGGGGGAGACGUUUGCGGUGGGGCGCGGGGGUCUAGAAAAGGUGCGCAAGAGCGGGCGACGUUUCGGGGGGAGACUAUUGCGGGGGGGCGCGGGUCCCCGGAAAAGGUGUGCUCGAACGGACGACAUUUUGGGGGGAGACGUUUGCGCGGGGGCGCGGGUCCCCGGAGAAGGUGCGCGCGAACGGGCGACGUUUUGGGGGGAGACGUUUGCGGGCGGCGCGGGUCCCCGGAGAAGGUGCGCGCGAGCGGGCGAUGUUUCAGGGGGAGACGUUUGCAGGGGGGGCGGGUCCCCGGAGAAAGUGCGCGCGAGCGGGCGGCGUUUCGGGGGGAGACAUUUGCGGGGGGGUCGGGUCCCCGGAACAGGUGCGCGCGAUUGGAUGACAUAUCGUGGGGAGACAUUAGCGGAGGGCGCGGGUCCCCGGAGAAAGUGCGCGCGAGCGGGCGAUGUUUCGGGGGGAGACGUUUGCGGGGGGGGCGGGUCCCUGGAAAAGGUGCGCGCGAGCGGGCGGCGUUUCGGGGGGAGACGUUUGCGGGGGGGUCGGGUCCCCGGAAAAGGUGCGCGCGAGUGGACGACAUAUCGUGGGGAGGCAUUAGCGGAGGGCGCGGGUCCCCGGAGAAGACGUUUGCGGGGGGGGGCGGGUCCCCGGAGAAGGUGCGCGCGAGCGGGCGACGUUUCGGGGGGAGACGUUUGCAGGGCUCGCGCGGGUCUGGAGAAGGUGCGCGCAAGCGGGCAACGUUUCGGGGGGAGACGUUUGCGGGGCUCGCGCGGGUCUGGAAAAGGUGCGCGCGAGCGGGCGACGUUUCGGGGAGAGACGUUUACGGGGGGGCGCGGGUCCCCGAAGAAGGUGCGUGCGAGCGGGCGACGUUUCGGGGGGAGACGUUUGUGGGGGGCGCGGGGGUCCAGAGAAGGUGCUCGCGAGCGGCGACGUUUCGGGUGGAGACGUUUGCGGGGGGCGCGGGUCCCCGGAGAAGGUGCGCGCGAGCGGGCGACAUUUCGGGGGAAGACGUUUGCGGGGGGGGCGGGUCCCCGGAAAACGUGCGCGCGAGCGGGCGACGUUUCGAAGGGAGACAUUUGCGGGGCUCGCGCGGGUCCGGAGAAGGAACGCGCAAGCGGGCGACAUUUCGGGGGGAGACGUUUGCGGGGGGCGCGUGUCCCCGGAAAAGGGAUGCGCGAGCAGGCGACGUUUCGUGGGGAUACGUUUGCGGGGAGGGCGGGUCCGCAGAGAAGGUGCGCGCGAGCGGGCGGCGUGCGCGCGAGCGGGUGACGUUUCGGGGGGAGACGUUUGCGCGUGGGGGCGGGUCCUCGGAGAAGGUGCGCGCCAGCGGGCGACGUAUCGAGCGUAGAUAUUUGGAGGGCCUUGCGUGGGUCAGGAAAGGGUGCGCGCGAGCGGGCGACGUUUCGGGGGGAGACGUUUGCGUGGGGCGCGGGUCCCUGGAAAAGGUGCGCGCGAGCGGGCUACGUUUCGGUGGGAGACGUUUGCGGGGGGUGCGGGAGUCCAGAGAAGGUGCGCGAGAGCUGGCAACAUUUCGGGGGGAGAAGUUUGUGGGGGGCGCGGGUCCCCGCAGAAGCUGCGCACGAGCGGACGACGUAUCGGGGGGAGACGUUAGCAGGGGGCGCGGGUCCCCGGAGAAACGUCUCCCCUCGAAAUGUCGCCCGCUCGCGCGCACCUUCUCCGGGAACCCGCCCCCCCUGCGAACGUCUCCCCCCGAAACAUCGCCCGCUCGCGCGCACCUGCUCCGGGGUCUCGCGCCCCCCGAAAACGUCUCCCCCCGAAACAUCGUCCGCUCGCGCGCACCUUUUCUGGACCCCGCGCCCCCUGCGAACGUCUCCCCCCGAAACAUCGCCCGCUCGCACGCACCUUCUCCAGGGACUCGCGCCCCCCGCAAACGUCUCCCCCCAAAACGUCACCCGCUAGCGCGCACCUUUUUUAGACCCGUGCAAGCCCCGCAAACGUCUCCCCCCGAAACGUCUCCCCAAGAAACGUCGCGCGCUCGCGCGCACCAUCUCCCGGGACCCGGCCCCCCCGCAAACGUCUCCCCUUGA
Messenger RNA from Closterium sp. NIES-65, 3195 nucleotides. Lineage: Eukaryota; Viridiplantae; Streptophyta; Zygnematophyceae; Desmidiales; Closteriaceae. The record is from the annotation of a GenBank genome assembly.